Molecule: messenger RNA, 1101 nt
Organism: Strongyloides ratti
Lineage: Eukaryota; Metazoa; Nematoda; Chromadorea; Rhabditida; Strongyloididae
Exons: 3
Coding region: 1-1101 (366 amino acids)
Source: RefSeq, a predicted model, not a curated record
AUGAAUUUCUAUUAUCUUUUUAUUUUUAAUAUUGGAUAUUUAAUUUUUUUUUCAAAAAUUAAUGGAAAAAAAGUUUAUCAAUUUCCUAUUUUUCAAAGUAAUGAUUGUAAAGUUAAUAAAUUAGCUGUCAUUCAUCCUAAAUAUGAUUCACAUUUAACAUGGGUUUUAUCACCAACUUGUGAUUUUGCUGUUAAAUAUAAUUGGGAUGUAGGAACAUUUUUAAAACUAUUACAUGAAGAAACUACACAAUUAGAAAAUUUAAUAGGAUAUUGUUCUGGUAAUUAUAAUAACAAUAUAUUUACAAAUUUUGAUAAUGGUAUAUUAUUUAUCAUAUUUCAAGAUAAAAAAAACAAUAAAGUAAAACAUAAUAAAGUAUAUUAUGAUGUUAUUGUCAUUGAUACUAUAGAAUUUUGGAAUUCUAAAUUACCUUACAUUAAUAUUUUAAAUAAAAUACCAGAUAAUAUAACAUUCAUUAAUAAAUUGUCAUUUAAAAGUAACGUUACUUUUAAUAGUUGUAUUGGGGAUAAAUCUAAUGUUACAAUUAAUGUUGUAUGUAUUUAUGAAUCAAAAAAAAUUCAUUAUCAAUAUUUUUUAAAUAAUACAUCUAAAAAAACAAUGAUUAUUAAAGAAGUAUUUAAUUUGGAUUUUUUUUUACAAAAUAAUCAUAUAUAUUCUUUACAUUAUUAUAAAAAUAUUUUAUAUAUACUUUAUUGGUCAGUUUAUUUAGAUGAUGAAAUUAUAUAUGCUCAUGAAACUGAAAAAAUAAAUUGUAAAAAAUUAAAUGAAUGUUAUCCUGGAUUUAGAGUACCAAUAUAUAGAAAUGAUGAUUUAUAUUAUCAUAAGAUAUCUUCAAUUAAAAAUCUUGGAAUUACAUUAGAUAUAUGUAUGAGAAUAUCAAGUGAAUGUAAGUCAUACUUUUUAUCAGAUGAUAAAAUGUUAGACCCAUUUGUAUGUACACAUGCUAAAUCAUUUGAUGGUUUUAAUUUGAUUUUAUCAGGAACUAUACCUAUUGCUAAUCCUUAUAUAGGAUUAUUUUCAUCAAUGUCUUCUGAUUCAUGUUCUAUUAAAAAAGACUAUAUAUCAAAAAAGUAUAUUUUAUAA